AUGCGAGCCGCGACCAAGACAGCGGAGCCGCAGGACCGACGGCGGGAAGGGACGGCCGAGGAGACCCCGCAGCCCGUCGCGCCACCGCGGGGGCCGAAGCUCGCGGCGCCCACACGCCCCUGCCACCCUAUGGCUCGCCGGGCUCCUGCCCUCGGGAUGACCGCCGAGGAAGACCGACCGCACGCAGCGGCUUUCCGCGAGGCGCGGGCGGACACCGGCGACCACCCGCGAGGCGUCCGGUCCCGGCUCCGUGACAGCGGCCGGCGCUCCGCCACCGCGAGCCUUCACGCCCGGCAACGCUUCAGAUCCGACAAAUCCUCACAGAGGCAACCCAAGCGAUCCCGGGGCUCGCUCCCUUCCCUCCCCGGGGCCCGCACCUCCCUGCGCGCGAGGGUGCGCGGGCGUCUAACCCAGACCCCGGUGCCGCCCCGGCAGGACGCCCCGUCGAAGCCCCAGGGGGGCGCCCGCUCCGCGGUGGAAACGCCGGCGGAUGUGGAUCGCCGCGAUCCCCGAGGCAGCCGAGACGCCAGGCGAGGUCCCGACGGGCCCGAACCGAGGAGCAGGGGCGCGUCGCCACCACAGACCGGGCCGCAGGCUGGCGGCGACCGGCGGGGACAGACGCCGCGCUCCCCGCCCUCGCCUGUGCUCUACCGCAAGGCCCGAAGGCCGGCGAAGGCCGGGGGUGGGGGAGAGAGACGGACACACCUGGCGGGGACCCUCGGCGACCGGCUCCCGUGUCCGCGCGACGCCCGUCGGACUCUCCCAGCCUUCGCCAACGCCCCUCCUCCCGCCCCAGGGCCACCUCCACGUUCCGCUCCAACGUGGCAGCCGCAGCCCCUCCCCGCCGCCGGCCGGCGCUUCCGGGAGCGACGCCUCGCCCCGCCCACUCCGGCGCGCGGCCCGCUGCCGCACUUCCGGGAGCGACGCCUCGCCCCGCCUACCCCGGCGCGUGGCCCGCUGCUUCACUUCCGGGAGCGGCGGCGAGCGGAGGCUGAGUCCGGUUGCGCGUGA
Molecule: messenger RNA, 1011 nt
Organism: Neogale vison (American mink)
Lineage: Eukaryota; Metazoa; Chordata; Mammalia; Carnivora; Mustelidae
Product: proline-rich protein 2-like
Exons: 1
Coding region: 1-1011 (336 amino acids)
Source: RefSeq, a predicted model, not a curated record